AUGCAAGUUUAAAGUCAACCAAAAGAAAGCACACUAAGCAUAGCAGUGAAUUAUGUCAUUUAGAAAUUGAAGAAAGAAGAUUAAUUUUUAGAAAAUGAUUUUAUCUCAUUGUAGAAAUUGAAUAAAUUGCACAAUGAAGAUAAUUUAGAAAUGGAGUUGAAUUUUGAAAGUAAAAUUAAAAAAAAUCAAGACUAAAUAGAGUUAGCAAAAAGUGAAAUUAAGGAAUAUCUCUCAUUAAAGAAUUCGCAACUGAUAGGAUUUGGAUGCUAAUCUUAUGUAUUUUCUAGUGUAGAUCAUAAUAUGAAUAGAUAUGCUGUUAAAUGUUUUAACAUUUGUAAAAAUGAUAGUGAAGAAAUAGACUCUGAAAAAUUAAAAAAGGCAGAAUUUGAAGCUCAAGUGCUUCUUAAUAACAGGAAUUAAAAUGUAGUAUAUUGUUUCAAGAGUGUUAAAGGCAAUAAAUUUUAUUUAAUCCAAUUAGAGUAGUGUGUUGGCACCUUAAGUGAGUUGAAAGAAUAGAUAGGCCAUUUAGGUGAAAACUAGUUCAUUUAGUAUUUUAUUGAUCUUAUGAAAGGAUUAAAAUUUACUUAAAAUAAUAAAAUGAUUAAUCGAGAUUUAAAACCUGACAAUAUAUUAAUUGGCUUUGAUGGUAGACUUAAACUGAGUGAUUUUGGUUUAUCCUAUCAAUUAUAGAGUUUCAGUAAUAAAUAUGCCUCAUCCAUUGAAGGAAAUUGUUAUCACUUUGCUCCUGAGCUUAUGGAUGAGAACAUCAAAAAAAUGAUUAAGAAACAAACAUAAUUUGAGUCUAAGCAAUCAUUUAAAACAGAUUCGUUUGCUGCUGGAUUAAUUUUGCUAAAUUUAAUAUGUGAUAAUUCUAAUUUCAAUUAUUAUCAUCUUUUGUUCUCAGACGAGUAUGUAUAAAAUAUGCAAUUUAGUUGGCUAGACCACUUUAAAUUGAAAAAUCCUAUUGUUUAAAUGUUAAAAUCUCUUUUAGCUUUUUAUCCAUGGUAGAGGGCAGACCCAGAUUAAAUAUUGCAACAAUUUGAAGAUUUAAUUAAUUAGAAUCCAUAAAAUUUGAUUUUGAAAACUGAAUUUUUUUUCGAUCCUCUUAGCUCACAAGAUUACUAAAAACUGUAGUAAAUAAAAUGUGGUAAUUUUAUCCCUGUUAACUAAUAUUCUUCCUAUCUACUACCCUUCAAUUAUGUGUAUUCACUAGCCUAAAAAAAAUAUAAUCAUAACUAAAUUUAAUAAUAGAAUCAAAAUCAACUAAUUAUAGAUUGUUAAAAUUAAAUGUAACAAAAGAUUUUAUCAUUAGAAUAAAAAAUGAAUCAAAUUAGUGGCUAAGUAAUUAAUUCUACUUAAAUAAAUUAAUUUUGUACGAAUUUUAACUAAAAAAUUCAAAAUCUAGCAAAUUAGUAAGAGUAAAACUUUAAAAAAAUCUAACAAAUAGAAUCAUCAAUUUUCUCUUAGAUGUAAAAGACAGAUAAUUAUAUUAAUUAGUUAGAUUAAAAAAUCUAAUAGCAAAUCAAUUAAUUUUCAAAUAAAUAUGUUGAUAGUUAAACAUACAACAGCAACUUUUAGUAAUUAAAACAAGACUUUGAAAUGUUAAGAUAAUAACUAAAUGAAAAUCAGCUUACUGUAAACAAUGAAAUUUAAGAUUUUAAAUAGUAGUUUACUCUACAAUACCAAUAAAUAUAAUAUUUGCACUAAGCAAUUCAAUUUAAUAAUGCAAACAAUUGCUAAAAUGACACAAAUUAUCAAUAGCAAUAAAAUCCUAACUAUAAUAUCAACAAUAAUUUGAAUGAUUAAAAUAUCAAUUAAGCAAAUCUACCACACACUUUUUAAGUAUAAAAUUAAAAUAUAACACCAAAUUUAAUAACUAAUUAAAAUGCUUAAUAAGAUUAACAAAAUUUUUACUAGAAAUAGUAAACUUUGUAUGUAAACUAAAAUGAGAAUCCUUAAAAUGAAUAAAAAUAAUUCUAAAUAACAAAAUAAGAAUAAUAAACCUAGCAUUUUAAUAAUUAGAACUACUAAAACUAAAAUAAUUAGCCUUAAAAUUAAUAGUAAUAAUAAUAAUAACAAUUCUAGAUAACAUAAUAGUAAUACCAACAACAAACAUAAUAAAUUAAUAAUUAAAACUAAAUUAACUCAAAUGAAUACCUUUUUAAUUAAUAAAAAUAAUUCUAAGUAACCUAACAGCAAUAAUCAACAUAAUCAUUUUAGAAUGAUUAAUAAUAAUAAUAAUUUUUAGUAACUUAAUAGUAAUAUCAACAACAAACAUAAUAAAUUUAAAACUAAAAUUAAUAGAAUAUAACACCAAAUUUAAUAACUAAUUAAAAUGCUUAAUAAGAUUAACAAAAUUUUUACUAGAAAUAGUAAACUUUGUAUGUAAAUUCAAAUGAGCUUCCUUAAAAUGAAUAAAAAUAAUUCUAAAUAACAAAAUAACAAUAAUAAACCUAGCAUUUUAAUAAUUAGAACUAAUAAAACUAAAAUAACUAUCCUUAAUAAUAGUAAUUCUAAAUAACAUAAUAGUAAUAGCAACAACAAACAUAAUAAAUUUAUAACUAAAACUAAAUUAACUCCAAUGAAUAACUUUUUAAUUAAUAAAAGUAAUUCUAAGAAACCUAACAGCAAUAAUAUUCAUAAAAAUUUUAGAAUUAGAAUUAAAUCUAAUAGAAUGAAAAUUAAUUUAAUUAGCAAAAGCAAUUCUAAGUUACAGAUUAGCAUUAGUAAACCUAAUAAAUUAACUAUCAAAACUAAUAAAAUUAAAAUCAGCAAAUUCAAUAAAAUUUAAAUUAAUAAAAUUUAAAUUAAGAUUUUUAAAUUUAAGAAAAAUAAUUUUUUAAACAAUAAGAAGAGUUAAAAUAAAAUUAAGAAUUUGUCAAGCCUCUUUAUAAAAAUUACAGCCAAUAAUAUAAAAUAGAUAAAGAAGAUUAAAUGUAAUAAUAACUUUAUAAAUCGUAACCACUGAAAAUCAAAGAACCAGAUUAUAAUGAGUAAUUAACUGAUAUCACUUCAUAAGUAAAGAAAUUUUUCCAGACAAUUAAAUAUCAAAUGGCCAGUUAAUUUACUAAAGAAACCAUUCUUUAAUCUUAUUUUAAAGAGUAAAACCAAAUGAGCACACACAUCUUUAUGUAAGGAUUUUAAUUUCCUCAAAACAUACAGACUCCAAAAUAAAAGGAAGAGUAUUACUAAAAUAUUGCUAAAGAUGACAAUUUACCCAAUAAUUGCAAAUUCAUAAAAGUUAUUAAGCUAUUUAAUAAGAACUACUACAUUUAAUUUGGAAAUAUGAAAAAUUAUGAAAAACAAGAUAUCAAUGAAGAUUAAUAUAAAUAAUUUUUAGUUUUAUUUGAUUAAAUUAAAAAUUUACAAGAACAACAACAAAAAUAAUAAAGUAAUUGA
Tetrahymena thermophila SB210 is the source of this 3399-nucleotide messenger RNA. Its product is annotated as kinase domain protein. The transcript has a single exon. Gene Ontology annotation, biological process: protein phosphorylation. The record is from RefSeq and is a predicted model, not a curated record. Gene Ontology annotation, molecular function: ATP binding; protein kinase activity. Lineage: Eukaryota; Ciliophora; Oligohymenophorea; Hymenostomatida; Tetrahymenidae.